Messenger RNA from Protopterus annectens (West African lungfish), 3214 nucleotides. Its product is annotated as potassium voltage-gated channel subfamily A member 2-like. The record is from RefSeq and is a predicted model, not a curated record. Gene Ontology annotation, cellular component: membrane; voltage-gated potassium channel complex. The transcript has 2 exons. Bases 733 to 2193 code for a protein of 486 amino acids. Gene Ontology annotation, biological process: protein homooligomerization; potassium ion transmembrane transport. Gene Ontology annotation, molecular function: delayed rectifier potassium channel activity; protein binding. Lineage: Eukaryota; Metazoa; Chordata; Ceratodontiformes; Protopteridae.
GGAUGACACAAGCCAGGUGUGUCAGAUCUGCAGGGAUUUGUGCAUUUCUACAGAGGUCUGUAGUCACCUUCAGGAAGAAUUCGUAUCACAUAAUUGCCCAAGUGACAAGAUGGUUUCCAUAGCAAAAAAUGCAAUGCACAGAAAACCGGUAUAGCUCUCAUAUUUUGAGUGAAAAAAAAAUUACAAAUCGAGGAGAACUAAGACGGAAUGCAAAACAAAAGGCUUUUUGUGUCUUCUCCAUAAAAUCCUUGCUCACCUCGGGCACCUUUGUGGUGUAAGUACUCCAGCCUUAAAUCUGUACUUACCAACGCCUACAAUAUCAGCUGUGUGUGUGUGUGUGUGUGUGUGUGUGUGUGUGACCGAGUAAAAGUCGGGGAGUAACCUGUGGUGGCUGGAAGGCAGGACUCAUCUCACGUCAAAGCUCAUGAACCAGAGGAGGGCAGUUCGAUGCUUAAAAAGCUGGGAGUGUGACAGUCAGUACAAAGAAAAGAAAGCGAUCAUGCACACUGCGUUAAUUACAGGAAGAAAGAAGGCAUAAAGAGAUCGAUAGGUCAAAGCAGUUCAGAAGGUGAUCCCCGGCUGGAAAAUAUGACCAUUAGGAAUGCUACUGCAAGUGCAAAGAGCGCUGCGCAGCGGAGCCCGGCGCUGGGCUAGUGCUGGCUAACGCCAGCCCCGUCUGUCUUCUAGGGGCUAGUGAAAUAGCAGUGCGCUCAGGCUGUUGCAUGAGCAACAAUGACGAUGGUACAGGCAGACCAGGCUGCAGAGACAGUAGCACUCAAUCCACUGACAGCCUCAGCAGACGAUGGUGGUGGCUAUGAAGAGCCGUGCCUGGGCGAGGUGACCGACGAGGAGUGCUGUGAACGGGUGGCCAUCAACAUCUCCGGCCUGCGCUUUGAGACGCAGCUGCGAACCUUGGCACAGUUUCCACAUACACUUUUGGGGGACCCCCGUAGGAGGGUGCGCUACUUCGAUCCUUUAAGAAAUGAGUACUUUUUCGAUCGGAACCGUCCCAGCUUUGAUGCAAUACUUUAUUAUUACCAGUCUGGAGGGAAGCUUCGGCGACCAGCCAGCGUUCCUUUGGACAUCUUUACGGAGGAGAUCAAGUUCUACGAGCUUGGAGACGAGGCUUUGGAGCGGUUCCGGGAAGAUGAGGGGUUCAUUAAAGAAGAAGAGAAGCCGCUACCAGAGAAAGAGUUCCAACGCCAGCUUUGGCUCCUCUUUGAAUAUCCAGAAAGCUCUGGUCCAGCUCGCUGCAUUGCACUGGUGUCAGUUAUUGUGAUUCUUAUAUCUAUUGUUAUAUUCUGUCUAGAAACUUUACCAGAAUUCCGGGAGGAAAGUAGAGUGUCGGGAGAUCUCUCUGUCACCAAUGGUACCUCACCAGACCUGAUGCAGUCCAGCCCUUUUACAGACCCAUUUUUCAUUGUGGAAACCCUGUGCAUAGUCUGGUUCACAUUUGAACUUGCGGUUCGAUUCUUUGCCUGCCCCAGUAAGGCAGCCUUCUUUAAGAACAUCAUGAACAUUAUUGAUAUUGUUGCUAUUAUUCCCUACUUUAUCACUCUGGGCAUGGAGUUAGCUGAGCAACAAGAGAACGGACAACAAGCCAUGUCUUUGGCUAUCUUGAGAGUGAUUCGUCUAGUGAGAGUGUUCCGCAUCUUCAAACUGUCUCGCCACUCCAAGGGUCUUCAAAUUUUAGGAAAGACCUUGCAGGCAAGCAUGCGAGAGCUAGGUCUUCUUAUUUUCUUCUUGUUUAUUGGUGUCAUCCUAUUUUCCAGUGCAGUCUACUUUGCAGAGACUGAUGACCCGAACUCGGUGUUCACCAGCAUCCCUGAUGCCUUCUGGUGGGCAGUGGUGUCUAUGACCACAGUUGGCUACGGAGAUAUGUAUCCAGCAACCAUCGGAGGUAAGAUUGUAGGUUCGCUAUGUGCUAUUGCUGGGGUACUGACCAUCGCUCUACCUGUACCCGUCAUCGUAUCCAACUUCAACUACUUCUAUCACCGGGAGACUGAACACGGGGACCAAAAUGAAUAUACACAUGUCACUUGUGGUCAGCAGCGACCUUCCUUGUGUGACCUUGAAAGAAGUAACAGCCGACUUUGUCUGCAGGAGAACGAGGAAGAUUUGAACUCAAAGGAUAAACUUAAUUCUCCAGUGAAGCAUAACUCCUUGAACAAGAGUAUGUUAACUGAAGUGUGAAAACAAGUGUGAAAAGUCUAUAGCCUUUAUACAAGCAAGUGUGGAAGGGGGAAAAGAAAACACAGGCGUUCGCUGAUGUACUGAAGAAGAACAAUGCAUUCUGUUUAUUUUCUGGAAAAAAAAUCAACUGCAAUAGACUAGAAGAAAAGCAAAAUCACUUUACCUUUUUAUCCAUUUCAAGAUGACAGCAACAAGACGGUGAAAGCAAAGACAAGUAGCAAGCACAGUGUUUUUUUUUUUUUUUUUGUGGAUAUAUGGUACUAAUGCCUCAGCUGUGCAAAAUAAAAACACAUCUGUUUAAAUACUUACAACAAUGGCUUUAGUGUAAAGGAGAGAGAGUAUACAGCUCUUUAAUGAAUGAAGACAACAUAUAAUUCUUUAUUGAAUGAAAAUAUGUGAACUUCUGUCAGCAUCUGAAUGUGAUUUUAUUUUAUUUAAAUGUUUAAACCUUACCGAAAUGGUACUGAAAAGGAAGCAGUUGUUUCUCUGCACUUGAUACAGACAGAAUCCAUUUGUUAAGCCCUGCAGUCCUUUAUGAGUCAUAUGUCAUCCCCGAUAAUGUCAGUUAUAUGAAUAAAUUAUCGUGCAUAUUUUUAGACAAGUGCCCCCCCACCCCACACACUUCUCUGUAUAGACUCCUGGAUUACUGUGUGCAACAAUUCAUCCUCUCAGAAUGAUUUAAAAUAUUUUUAUAUGCAAAUUGAGAAAAACAUUGUGAAAGUUUAUUUUAAAAAAUGAUAAUGAUGUGUAAAAUAUUUUUUCCAGAUCAUUUGCUCCUAAAAGAAUACUGCAUGCUAAGUAGGGUGAUGCUGGUGGCCGUGGUGAUGGCCGGUGAAAAAACCCUUUCUGUGACCUACAGUUAUAGCUGUUCCUUCCAGUACUAUUCACUUCACUUUCCAUCUUUCAUGGGAUCAUUUGCUUAUAUGUUCAGUAUUAACUAUUUAAUCACUCUGUAAGUUGUGGGUAAUUGUAUUAAAUAUCUAUUUUUGUAAGUAUUAUAUAUAAAUAUGCACAUAUGCUG